CCGCACGGUUCGGUCCACAUCUCAGCUUAUAAAAAAAGUUUAUUUGUCACAUAAACAAUAGUCUUUCUAAACAACAACCCCGUAUUUACCAUCGAUCCACUCACAUUAAUUUUUUUUUCACAAUAAUAAUUAGUGUUAUUAUUAUUAUCACACUUGACAAUAGUGAGAAAAAAAAAUGGUGGUAAAAUAAAUAAAAAGUAACUUUUUGAAAAUUACAGUGUGUGUUGUGUUUCAAGUGUAUUUGUUAAUUAUUUUUAAAAAAAUUAAUGAAUUACAAGAAUAAAACUAACGAGUGACUAUUUCGAGUGAUUUUUGUGAAUUUUUUAAUUAUUUUUAUUUGUGAUAGUGAUUUGAAUUUUUUAUUUUAUUUCUAAUCAAAGUAUAGAGUUGACUUUGCGGAAAACUCGUAAAGGCAGAGCGAUGAAUGGGUCCCGUGGGUCUGGAUGAUAAUUUGAGAAGCUUCCAGCGGCUACAAAGCUAGACGCUAGACCAAAUACCACCAGCUAGUAUCCAACCAUGUCUGAACUACUUCUUGUGUUCCUCAUAUUUGGCCUCCAGCUGGCAGCUGCUUACGCAGAUAAUUUAGGGUUAUUAUCAGGUACUUUGAAGAUGUACCAACGAGCUGCAUGCGACGAGGAAACAAUGUCUCUGCGCUGCCCGCCUGGUACUUCAAUCUCAAUUACCUUUGCGCGUUACGGCAGAGUCAACGACGCCACGGGAAAAUGCGCCUCUGAUAAAUUCCACCCUUCUUAUGACUCGAGUGGUUCUAGUACAUCAGUUAAUGAGACAUGUCUCCUCACCCGCGCCCUCCAGUAUUCACUGUUGCAGACUGUCGUGGAAAUUUGCCAGAAGAAGAGGAACUGCAAAUUCAAUACAAACCCGAAAAAUUUUCAGUACGAUCCGUGUCCGCAGUUGCCAAAAUAUACUGAGGUCGCUUACAAAUGUCGUCCGUAUGAAUUUCGGAGCAAAAUAUCAUGCGAACACGACGCAGUUAAUUUAGUAUGCUAUCCGGGUAAACGUGUAGCUAUUCUGAGUGCAUCCUUCGGAAGAACUGAGUACGAAUCCUUACAGUGUCCUCAACCGCACGGAGUCAAAGAAGAAACAUGCACAACGCCACACGCAACGGAAAUAGUAAUUCAAUUGUGUCAUGGAAAAAGAAAGUGCUCAGUAACCGCAAAUGGAACCACAUUUGGCGACUUGUGUAAACCAGACACUCGACCAUAUUUGAAAAUAAUUUAUACAUGUGUGCCCCGAGGCGUGUUAAGAGAGCAAUUUGUCGGCGACAUUGAGCCGGAUGAAGUGGAUCUUGUACCGGAGUUUGACGAAGGCUUCGACCGAACGGACUUCAAAACGGAAUUUAGUCCAAGUCCAAAUUUAGAAAAUCCUGAACCGCCGCCCAGAACCAAUGAAACUCUUGAUGCGACAACUGUUGACUCAACUUUACCUCGGGCACGGACUAAUAAUGAUCUUGCAGAAGAGGAUCUUGUGAUGGUCGGCUAUCUCAAUGAAUGGAUUAAUGCAUACUCAUUUAUCACAAGAAAUCAAGAAAAGUUCUACCUCUACAUAACAAUUUCGGUGGCGGGUGGGGUGAUGCUUUUCCUAGGUCUUGUUAUCGGGCGACUACUAAUUAGUCGGCAUCGAGCUAAACGGGAGACUAAAUUCCAGGAGAAUAACGAAACUUUGCCGAAUGGAUUUACUGAUGAAAUUUCCGAGAUUGAUGCGGAUAUCGAUCUGUCAACCCCCGUUCCAGUUCCGAUGCCCGAGACAAGAAUACCAGAAACGCAACUUUCAGAACGACUACAUUGUUCAGGUACAGAUUGUUAUUAUACCGACCCGCGAAUGCCGAUGCCUUCGAUGAUAGUCAGCGGGGGAAUGGUACCAAUGCAUCACCAAAUGUCAAUCCAUCAUCCCGGAGUUCGUGUCGAUCUCGGUAAUCACAUGAUCGGCGCUGACAGCCUUCACACAAUUUUAUCAACCGAAAACUUGCGAAAUAUACCGACGAACAAGAGCUACUAUUACGGCUGACAAGAAGACGGGGAUGUUCCUCUCCAGCAUCAGGGACAUCCCCUCUCUCUUAGCCACGUCCACCAAGUCAGCACCCGAAAGUAUUGUUUUUAAAUAGUAAAUAAUUUAUUAAUUAAUUAAUUAAAUAAAAUUAAUACAUACACUGUAAAAAAUUACGGGGUGAGUGGAGUCGACUUUUUAUUUAUUUAAUUCCCUCGGAGUUCAUUUUACUCCGAAGGGAAGUUUCGGAAAAUAUUAAUUAUAAAAAAAAUUACUAAUACAUAGUGAGCUCAGGUCUUUGAUAUUUUGACAUUUAUAUCGAGUACGGAAAUAAUUACGAGUUUCCUAUCCAUAUAUUCACGCGAAAUUAUUUUUAAAAAUUAUAAGCAGCUGAUAAUAAAACUUUAAUAAAUAUAAUUCCACUGAGUCACAAACUGUCUUAUGACUUACAUCAACUAUACCACGAGAUAACAUUUCAUAUUGUACCGAAAUAUAAAAUAUUCCCAUAAAAACUAUGUCACUAUAGCUAUUCAAUAAUUUAAUAUUUUCACUAUGUAUUAUAUAUAUGAAAUUAUAAUUUAGUGAGUUACUAAAACAUUUUAUAAAUUAAAAACAUAAUAUUUUAAGUUUAAUUAUUAAUAUCUGAACGAAUUAUUUAUUGAAAUAAUUAUGUUUCUAAUUAACAGCUGUUUCUAUUAAAUAAAAAUUUAUUCAAGUAUUAAAACUCCGGACCGAAGUGAAUUCAGAUUGAAAUAAAAUCCGUAUUCACCCCCGAUUUUUUACAGUGUAGUACAUAAUUAACAUCUAAUAAAGUAAAAAAAAAAUACUUUUAUUUUUAUCUCAAAAGCCACAAGAGCACCUGGUUAUGCGACAGUGUAAAUAUAUGCAAGUAUGCGUGCCUGAUUUACGUGAGAUUUAAAUUUAAAAAAAUAAUAAUAAUAAUAAUAAUGUGUAUAGAAAUAUUGUAAUUUGCAUUGUUAUGUAUAUCAAUGUGUUGUCUAUUGCUACUUGAAGUUAAUUUUAUUGUAAUAUGACCGGCAAUAUUUAUAAUUUAUAAAUAUAUGUAAAUAUUGUCACUCAUAACACACACAGACACAUCUAUCACACAAUCAUGUUAUGUAUGUUAUCGAGAUACGAUGGAUUAAUCAGGGUAGUUGCUAUAAAAAAAAAAAAUAAAUAAAUAAAAAAAAAUCGUAUCGAUCUAUAUGACUGUACAUUUACUGCCAGAAAUAUUUUUUUUUUUUUUAACUUUAAAAAAACGUUUGUACAGAAAGGGCUACUUAAAAUGUAAAUGUGAGAUUGUAAAUAAUAAUAAUUAUUAUUAUAAUUAUCAAAUAAAAAUUAUAAAGCUAAUUGUAUAACGGAGUAUGCGAAGAAAAAAAAACUGACUAUAAAUUGAUAAUUAUAUUUAUGGAUUCGAUUAGUUUAUAUUUUUUGAGAUGUACGAUCUAAGCUUUCUUAUACUUAUGACUGAGAAAAAAUAAAUUUUUAAUUUUAAUAUUAAAGUAUGAUGGGAAUUUGUAGUCGAUAGGUCUUUAGCCUGUCGGGUGUGUCCGGAAAAUAAUAUUUUUUGGCACCUGCGCAGAAGUUAAUUCCUGACCUGUUUUGUCAUUCGAGGUUAAAUUUUUUUUGCUAAUGAGGGAAAGUAUGCAAAUUAAAUUUACGUAUGGAUCAAAACUUGGAUGAACGAUAGUAAAAUUUUUAAUUUUUCGGGUGCAAAUUUGGAAAAAGUGCCAGUCAAUCCACGUGUUCUGAUCCCGCCUUCGGCUCGGAAAAUUUUACGCGUAGGUCAGAAGGUUAUAAUUUUUUCCGUUGGUGUGCAAUGGCUCUGGUAGCAAUUUUGAGAAAUGUUUUAUGUAUAAAUGAAGUUUUUGGAGCGAUUUGCUCCAAAUUUUAUCAAAAUUCUUACCAGGGUAUUAAUUAAGAGAUCAAAAUUAAUUCCACAGGCCGGAAAGGAAGUGGAAAAAUUAUGUUUUCAAUGCAAAAAUUGAACUCUUGUAUAAUAAACUUCAAGUAUUUUAUAGUUUGCGCUGCCAUUCACGGAAAAAAAUAAUCAGUAGUAUCUACCGAUGGACAAUGGGUAGCAGCUACCGACUAUUUUUCCGUGGCUGCUACCGAAAUAAUCGGUAGCAGCUACUGAAAAUUAAUUGGUUGCAGCCACCGAUUAUUUUGAUACCCGAUAUCGGUAAUUACGAUUGUAGACGCCAUCUUUUACAGUUUCUAAUGUACAAGAAAAUCUAUUUACUAUUAAGAACUAAAAAAAAGUCUUGUAUGUAACUAUAAUGUCUCAAAAAUAAUAUCAUUGUUACAUUUUUCCAGUAGAGGGGCUUUGUUGAGAUUUAAAACUGUAAUUGUCCCACUAUAUUUUUUCCGUGGUUUCUUUAAAAAAUCGGUACUUGAAAAUAUUUUUUCAUAAUUAUUUUGAAUGAUAUAUUAUUUGUACAAUUGUAGUAGUGACUGAUUCAAUUUCACAAUUCCAAAUUUAACGAAUUUAUAACUUAUCGUUUU
Molecule: messenger RNA, 4512 nt
Organism: Microplitis demolitor
Lineage: Eukaryota; Metazoa; Arthropoda; Insecta; Hymenoptera; Braconidae
Product: protein eva-1
Exons: 11
Coding region: 517-2025 (502 amino acids)
Molecular function (GO): carbohydrate binding
Source: RefSeq, a predicted model, not a curated record